This is a messenger RNA of Ziziphus jujuba (common jujube), 2859 nucleotides long. Its product is annotated as F-box protein SKIP1. NCBI's taxonomy places the organism in Eukaryota, Viridiplantae, Streptophyta, Magnoliopsida, Rosales, Rhamnaceae. Bases 130 to 1059 code for a protein of 309 amino acids. The record is from RefSeq and is a predicted model, not a curated record. Gene Ontology annotation, molecular function: protein binding. The transcript has 2 exons.
CAGUAGGCCAGAUAACGCUGCCAGGUGGCGCAAUCAGAGUAGUUAUUUGAUUGUAAAGUGACCGAAUUAUUCAUACCAUACCACAAGACAUUUCAACCGAUACCGAAUUCAGACACAGUUGAAUCAAAAAUGGACACCGCCACAAAAGGGAACACCGAGUCACAAUCCGGUUCUGACUGGGCUGAGUUGACACACGAGUGCCUGAUUAACAUCCUCGCUCGCCUCACCCUGGAGCACCGAUGGCGAGGACCCAUGUUGGUCUGCAAGUCCUGGCUUCAGGCUUGCAAGGACUCGUCUCUUCACUCGGUUUUCGACCUCGAGACGCUGUUCGAAUCUGCCACCGAGUCGACUCGCUGGUGGUCUGCCGAGUUCGAGAGGAGGGUCGAUUCAAUACUCCAAUCUGUCACCGAAUGGAGCGAUGGCUCAAUUAGGGAGAUCCGCACCAGGCACUGCUCCAAUCGCUCACUUGCUUUCGUGCCUGAAAGGUGCCAGAACCUUGAGGUUCUUUCAAUCAAGAGCUGCCCAAAUGUUACUGAUGCAUCCAUGGAAACUUUAGCUUUUCGGUGCCCCAUGCUAAGGGAAGUUGACAUUAGCUAUUGCUAUGAGAUAUCCCAUGAGUCUUUGGUGUUGAUGGGAAGAAAUUGUCCAAACCUUAAAAUAUUGAAACGAAACUUGAUGAAUUGGAUAGAUCCUUCCCAGCAUUCUGGAGUUGUUCCUGAUGAUUAUCUUAAUGCUUGUCCUCAAGAUGGAGAUUCAGAAGCUGAUGCAAUUGGGAAAUUUAUGCCUCAAUUGAAGCACCUUGAGAUUCGGUUUUUAAAGUUAUCGUCCAAAGGCCUUGCUUUUAUAUCUGAAGGGUGUGUGAAUCUUGAGUAUUUGGAUUUGUUUGGGUGUGCAAACUUGACUAGCCGGGAUAUUCUAAAUGCAUCAUCAAAUCUUACGAACUUGAAGGAGAUAAAAAAGCCAAACUUUUACAUCCCAAGGUCAGUUUUUCAUACAGAGAGGUAUGGGCACUGGCGGUUGUAUGAUGAGAGAUUUCAAACAGACAUUUUCCGCAUUUAAUCAGGUAAACCUGGAUAUAAAAUGCUUGUUAACAAGUUGUUGUGGUCUCAUAAGUCCUGAGAAUAUAUAGAUCUGUAUAGCUUUUAAAAAGGUGAUGCUGUAGCCAUUUUACUGCUUAAAUUUUCCAUGAUAAAGUUAUUCAGUGAUACCUGUAUUUUUGAGCUAACAUUUUGGUUGUUAUUGUCUAUUUUGUAAAACAUCUUUUGGCAAUCAAGAACUUUAAGGGAAGUAGUUGUUUUAUCCAGUGGACCUGCCUUCAAUAUUCAAUUGAAGGGGGAGUAGUUUUUAUUAUUCUUUUUCUAUUUCUGUAUAAGUAUGCAUACUAAAUUGGUAUUGUAUUUUACCUUAGCUCUGCCACUUGUUACAAUUGUCUUGAAUGUCAACUAUUUUAUUUAUUGAUUUAUUUUUUCCCAUUCCCCUUCUAAUGUGGCUUGUGGAGUUUCUUAUGGAAUCCCUAGGUUUUAAAUUUUAAGUUUCUAUUAAUGUCUAAAUAUCAUUGACAAUAAGGCAAAUUCAAAUACAUGAUAUUUUUUGGAGCAGUAACAGAUUUAAGUAAAUCACAACUAAUUUUAUGCACAAGCGGUGUCAUGCACUAACUUGUAAAAUUCAUUGACCACUCACACACGUCAAAUAUGUUGCAUUGCCAUAUAGCAUUUUCAGUGUUUCUUGUCAUCUUUAAAGGUUUAGACCAUGUUAUGGGUGUUAUAGUGUGGGCAUGGAGUCGGAUUUUUUGAGGCCAUUGCCAUUGACAGUGUUGACUUUUCUGGUAGCAAUGCUUUUUUUUUUUUUUUUUUUUUCUUUUCUGUGGAAAGUUAUUGAUUGUGGUGGCACCUUGGAUUUAGAUGAAGGUUACUUGUUAUUUGUGACACUUUCUGUUUUACUUUGUUGAAUGAAAAGCUCUUUCUCCUAGCCAAAAUAACAAAAGAAAAAAAAAGAAAGAAACAAGAAAAAAAGGGGCUUUGGCUGGACUUAUACUCUCUUCCACCAAGAAAUUCAAUGGCCCAGAUUAUUUUAUAAAUUGUCUUUUGGUAAUAAAUUGUGCAGUUGUCUUUUAACUUGUCUAGCUAAUGUUGGCUGCCCAUGAACAAUUUACCGGCCUUGGUAAAGCAUAACUUUUUUUGACCUAUUUAACUCUGAAAUGCUUGCAUGAGUGAAUGUGUGCUAUAAGGUGGCUAGUUUGAGUAAAGUCGCAUAAAAUAGGUGUUGCAAUCUCAUUGAUCUUAAGAUAGCAUGGGUGUGUUAUUACUGUAUGGAGUAUCUACCUAUAGUGAUGUAUGCGUUUGUGUGCAUUGGAUAUGCAUUGCCAACUUGGCUACUAGAGAAUAGUACCAGCUGGAGCGGUACUGAUGUUAGGGGAUGCUGAGGGCUUAUGGCAUUAGGUUUUUAUUCACCAAUUUUGGGUCUAGAUAAUGCUAUCAAUACAGUGUUUCAAGGCACUAGGAGGGGGAGGGGGGGAUAGUGGUUUAAAAUUUGAACAUCUAGCUUUGAGGUAUCUCUAUGCUGAUGCCAAAGUCAUUUUUCUUUUAAUUGAAUGUGCUGAUAUUUCCGUGCAUGUGGGACUUUUGAUUCAUGAUUGCGGGCUGCUGAUCCAGAAUUACCCUUAGCAGAACCAGCCACACUGUUGCCACCGUGAUGGCAAACAAGCAGUCUGGCCUCUUGGCAAAGAAUGGUGCAUUAACAAAUAUGUUACUUACAAUCUAUUAUUCCCCCUCCUCCUCAUGUUCAAUGUAUAAAACCUAGAUAAUAUGUAAAUUUCUAUCGCCAGGAUAGUUCCUUAUGAAUUCUGUCUGAUUUCCUUCA